UAAUAAUUACCCUUAAAUGGCAAACAAAAGGAAAAUUUCAUAAUCAGGGUGGUGUGUCUGUGAAGACUAUAAAAGUCACCAUUCCACUCAACGCUUCACACUCCUACUUCUUGGUUCUUCUAGCUGCCUCACAACUGGGUAACCAGGACACCACGAUGAGCGGCAAAAAGUCUCCCGAGGAACUGAAGAGCAUUUUUGAAAAAUACGCAGCCAAAGAAGGUGAUCCAAACCAGCUGUCCAAGGAGGAGCUGAAGCUAUUGAUUCAGACAGAAUUCCCCAGUUUACUGAAAGGUCCCAGCACCCUAGAUGACCUCUUUCAAGAACUGGACAAGAAUGGAGAUGGAGAAGUUAGUUUCGAAGAAUUCCAGGUGUUGGUGAAGAAGAUAUCCCAGUGAAGGAAAAAAACAAAAUAAUGUAUCAUCAUUCCAAGCACCAGAAGAAGAGCGUCUGGGAUGUGGCCCCAUUCUAUACCCAAUCGCUAAUGUCUCUGUUUAAUUCUUUGCAAUUAUAAUGAUCUGACACUGAGGUCCAAUUACUAUUAAUAAAGAAAUUCUUAAACUCUC
Molecule: messenger RNA, 563 nt
Organism: Mustela lutreola (European mink)
Lineage: Eukaryota; Metazoa; Chordata; Mammalia; Carnivora; Mustelidae
Gene: S100G
Product: S100 calcium binding protein G
Exons: 3
Coding region: 156-395 (79 amino acids)
Cellular component (GO): cytoplasm
Molecular function (GO): calcium ion binding; transition metal ion binding
Source: RefSeq, a predicted model, not a curated record